AUGCACGUGACGGCACGCAGCGACGACCACGAAUCGACCGAUCGCGGCCUCUCCCGUCUGCCCUCUUCCGUCUCGCUCGACCGUGUUCUUUCUCUGGGAGGUAGUCCGAGAGUCUUUUUUUUUUCCUCUUCAGAGGUGUAUGAUGAAACCUACACCGUCUGUUGCCCACUUUUCCCUGUUUACUCCGCCCCACGUGAAAAUAAAGUUGGAGCCUAUUUCCUUUGGUCCUGUUCCCUUCCUUCUGAUAUCAGUGAUACCCAGGACUGUGAUUUUGCGUUGGAUCAUAAAUACAACAACCUCAAGUACUUUGUUUGUCAAACCACAGGUGUUCCAAGUUACAACCAUUCCGUUACUUCUUGGUCGUUGCCCGUUUUCCUCGCCGAGUCAUCUCUUCUCUUUAUCUCUCUCUCUCUCUCUCUCUCUCUCUCUAUCUAUCUAUCUAUCUAUCUAUCUAUAUCCCCCUCCUUCUCUCACGUCUCUCUCUAUACAGGAUGCGAUGGAUAA
Molecule: messenger RNA, 504 nt
Organism: Acanthosepion pharaonis
Lineage: Eukaryota; Metazoa; Mollusca; Cephalopoda; Sepiida; Sepiidae
Source: the annotation of a GenBank genome assembly